Messenger RNA from Mangifera indica (mango), 1449 nucleotides. RefSeq lists its product as uncharacterized. Lineage: Eukaryota; Viridiplantae; Streptophyta; Magnoliopsida; Sapindales; Anacardiaceae. Bases 113 to 922 code for a protein of 269 amino acids. The transcript has 6 exons. The record is from RefSeq and is a predicted model, not a curated record.
UAAAGUAAUGGCAACCAAACUCCGCGUGUGGCCAUUGUAACUGCGAGCAGAGCGAAGUCAGUCAAGCGGAGGUUGGUUCCUCGUCGUCACAGUCCACUUUCAAUCAUCGAUCAUGAUGGCUUCACGUUUCUCUUCUCUUGCUCUCGCACUCUUCAUCUCACUCUCUACUCUCGUUUCGUCGGAGUUACUUCUGGAAGAAGGUUACACAGUAACAACAGUGAUCGACGGCCAUCAGUUGAAAAUCAAUCCCUACUCGGUUGUCCCUCGACCUGGAUCGUCUGAUCUUAUUCUCCUUGACUCGGUUAACAGCCUUUUCUACGCACUUUCAUUUCCCUUAUCUCAAGAGAAUGCAGUGAGGCGAUUAUUAGGAGACGGCAAAGCUGGAUAUAAGGACGGGGACCCUGGUUCGGCUCAGUUUAAAAAACCGAGGAGCUUUGCUGUGGAUUUGAAAGGCAACGUUUAUGUUAAUGAUAAGGGAAACGGUGUUAUCAGAAAAAUCACCAACUCAGGUGUGACUACAAUUGCUGGAGGUAACUCAAAGAAAACAGGAAAAGAUGAUGGACCAGCACAGAAUGCAACAUUCUCAGAUGAUUUUGAGUUAACUUUUGUUCCUGGUAUAUGUGCUUUAUUAAUAUCAGAUCAUGGGAAUCAAUUGGUACGCCAGAUUAAUCUCAAGGCAGAAGAUUGUUCAAUAAGUUCUCAUUCUGGACUAGGAGCUGUUUCUGUUUGGGUUCUAGUAUUAGGACUAGGACUCUCUUGUUUAUUUGGCUUGGUCAUUGGAAUUGUAGUUCACCCUUACAUCAUCAAUCAUACAGGAAGGCCUCAACCUUCUCCGUUUCAAUGCGACAUGGAGGCUUUACCUAAUCAAUCCGGUGAAACAAGUACAGAUGCGUUGCUUCGGCAUCAGAAGCGUAGUUGCUAGCUCUACGGUUUAUGCAAUCUUGAGGAGGCUCUUUUGGUUGAGCAUUUCCCAUAUUUCCCUUAUGUUUAGAAUCGACUAUUUUGAAUCUGAAACUUCAGACAAGAUUGUAUAUUUGCCUGAAACUCCAGACAAGGGUGUAUCUUUGCUUGAUUGUAAUGAUUUAGGUAGUUGUGCUGAUCAACUGAAAGAUUUAAUAAGUUGUGACGGAAACCUGGACGGAUUGUUUGAAGAUACGUUGAAGCAAGGAAAUGAAAAAGAAGGGACCACUGAUGGUUUGUCUGUCAACCAUGGAAAGUUAGAUGAGAUGAUAAAGGCUAACAUCAUGGGAUUUGCUAGGGCAACUGAAGAUACUACUACAGGACUUGGAUCUUCGAUGGGUAGUUCAGGUAUAGUUAGGAGACACAAGUAGUUGAAAGGCACAUCCUUUUUUAUUUAUCCUAAGUUGUGAGGCCUGUAAAUAUCUAAACUGAUUAUUUUCUUUCAUUGCCAUCUAGAUUAUUACUAUUAUUAUGUGUUUGCUUCUCUUA